CCGAAACCGUCAACAACCGAGCUGCGUGCUGGCCGUGUGACAAAAAGAGAGUGAACGUUAGCAGUUUCAAGCCCAUUUUUUCUCGCCGUGUACCCCGUUCUCCGCGCCCAUGGCUGACACUAGCUCUCGUCGGACUGAGGAGGAGGUUCGAGUUCGGCUCCCUGGACUGGUGGUCUUAUCUUAGGAGGAAUACACACGGUGAAUUCGCGGCUGUAAUACGACACCAACACCCUGCAGACGCAGACGCUCCGAGAUCGCCAAGUAUGUCAGUCACACGUUUGUUGUCCGUUUUUUUAUAGUCUUGUGUGAACGGGAAUUAAUAAUAGACUUACAAUUCAUUAAUAAGAAUCGGACAAAGGCGAGGAGAAAAUAUUUGCACUGCCUCAACAACUGCAGCAGGAGAGGCGUACAAAAAACCCAGAAAAACUGUUUUCCAGUUGGUGAAUCCCAGGGUUAGUGAACUUCCCGUAAAUCCGGAGAGAGCGAUACGCAGCAGAUAUGGUGCGCCAAGUCUCGCCCUGGAAGGUUCUCACACGGCGUAAACAUCUCCAGGCCGAUGGCAGCGAGGGAGAGACGAAGCUGAACCGAGUGCUGGGAUUAUGGGACCUCACGGCCCUGGGAGUGGGUUCGACCCUGGGGGCAGGGGUCUAUGUGCUGGCUGGACAGAUUGCCAAGGAUCAGGCGGGUCCCUCGGUGAUGAUAUCGUUUGCCAUUGCUGCACUGGCCUCGCUGCUGGCGGGCGUUUGUUAUGCUGAAUUUGGAGCCAGAGUUCCCAAGGCUGGCUCGGCCUAUGUCUAUAGUUAUGUCUGCAUUGGCGAGUUCAUAGCCUUUGUCAUUGGCUGGAAUCUCAUUCUGGAAUAUGUAAUUGGUACAGCGAGUGUUUGUAGGGGUAUCAGCCUGUACCUGGACUCCCUGCUGAAUGAUACCCUGAAGACCACAUUUGCGGAGGUGGCCCCCAUGAAUGUCAGCUUUCUGGGCAGCUACUUUGACUUUCUGGCCUUUGGGCUAGUGGUUGUCUUUGGAGUGGCCCUGGCCUUUGGUGUGGAGACCUCAACAAUGGCUAAUAAUUUUGUUACCUGUCUAAACAUCUUUAUACUGGGAUUUGUAAUAAUUGCAGGAGCCAUUAAAGCUGACUUCUCUAACUGGACAGUGGAUCCCAGCACUGUUUCGGCCAACUAUACCAUAGGAUCGGGUGGCUAUUUUCCCUACGGAUUCGAGGGCACUCUCCGCGGAGCCGCAACCUGCUUUUUUGGUUUCGUGGGCUUCGAUUGCAUUGCCACCACCGGGGAGGAGGUUCGAAAUCCUCGCAAGAAUAUACCCCAAUCGAUCCUGCUCUCCCUGCUGAUCAUUUUCCUGUGUUACUUUGGCGUGUCCACGGUCCUGACCCUGAUGCUGCCCUACUAUCUCCAAGAUGCCAAUGCUCCACUGCCGUAUGCCUUCGAGUAUGUGGGUUGGCCGGUUGCCAUGUGGAUUGUGACUGUAGGUGGCUUAGUGGGUUUACUGGCGAGUCUGUUUGGAGCCCUCUUUCCACUGCCCCGAGUCAUGUACUCCAUGGCCCAGGAUGGGCUUCUGUUCCGGUUUCUGGGCAAAGUGAGCCCCAGAUUUAGGGUUCCGGUCACAGGAUCCAUUGUGGCCGCACUGUUCACGGCCGUAAUUGCCGGACUCUUCGAUUUGGCCCAGUUGGUCAGUUUGCUGUCGAUUGGAACUCUGUUGGCGUACAGUGUGGUGGCCAUAUCCAUAAUGCUCCUCCGAUAUAUGGACUAUUGUGAGAUGGAGGAGAGUUCGGGACAGAGGCAGGAGAGUCGGGCCUCGGAGACCACUUCCUUAACGUCCAGAAGUGAGAGAUUCACUUGUGGUUCUGUGUGCACGCAACUCUUUAAUGUCCAUCGAAUGUCAGAGCCAAAUGCGAUAUCUUCAAGAAUUGUGGGAGUCUUGGCUACCAUAUUUUGCCUCCUUUCCUUGGGUCUUGGUUUGCUGAUAAUGCAGGCCCAUCCUUCAAUCGCCUCUCAGGAGCCCUGGGCCCUGACCCUCCUCGUGGUAUUAAUCCUGCUCAUUGUCCUGGUUAUUCUGCUGAUUUGCCUGCAGCCCAGAGAAGCUCGUGGUCGCUUAUUCCGAGUGCCCUUCGUUCCGAUUGUGCCCGCCAUUAGUAUCUUUAUCAACAUUUAUCUGAUGCUCCAGCUGGACAGUUGGACCUGGAUUCGUUUCGGGGUCUGGAUGAUAGUGGGCAUUCCCAUAUUCCUUGCAUGCUGGUAUCUUUACGAUUGCAAGAACCCCCAGAAGAGGAAUCCCGAAAGAUUAGCUUUUUACAAAGAGCUGAAGGGAUCAGAGAAGAGCCUAGACAAGGAACAAAAUUGUGUGUCCAAGGAGAGUAUUUUAACCGUUGAAACUCAGCUGAAGAAGAGUCCCAGCAGCAGCCUGGAUCAAAUCCAGAAUCUAAGCGAUGUUGGCGAGGACUUGAUUGAGGUGAAGCAUGCCAAUGGCAAGCUGUUCUAUGUGGAGGAUACCAAGAGCGAAAACUCCACGGCAACUUUGGGCAAUGAAUCCCCAUCGCGGGAUGAUGAGCAGUCGGUUAUUGCCAUGCUGGACGAUGUUCUCGAUGCCGAGGAUAUUCAGCAGAGCCAACACGAGCUGGAACAGCAGCUUAUAUUCGAGCGUCAUUUCAGCCUGGACUCCGAGAUGUAUCCGAGUGUCAUAGAAACAGUAAUUGUGGCCACCGUUCACAGCAGCAGUGACGAUGAUGAAGCCCAGGAUGGGGUUCCUCUAGGCAGGAAUAGAUACGAGGAGUGUAAAGUGCUAGCCCAGCAAAUGCUCGAUGAGCUCUUCAAUAGCGAGGCCUUUUAUGAACAGCUCGAGACAGUCAGAGCCGGAGGGGAUCAAUUAAAAGGGGAUUUCCCGGGAAGCCAGGAACCACAGCCCCUGGUGCUGCUUAGACCUACCUUGCAGCGUCCGUCCUCCCAGACAUCCCUUAAGUCGCAGGCCUCCGAAAUUGAGGAUCCCCUGCAUUCGGCCAAGUUUAAAGACCGCCUAAGCCACAUCAUUAUGAAUGCCAAUGUCCACAAGGUGAAGGGGCCGGUAAAGAGGAACGAGGAGGAGGCGGAGGAGCUGGUGGAUCUGGAGCAGGACGAGGAUGAUGAGCCGAAGGCAAGGCCGCAGCUAAAGCAAUCGAAAAGCGAAACCGAUGUGCGUCGCCUAAUGCUGAAGGCCAUCAGCGAACUGAAAAUCGACCAUAAUGAGGCUGGUAAUGCUGAUGAGGUCUCCGCUGAAAGCCCCUUCAAAUCCCCAGCAGCACCUGCUCCAGUUGCUCCAGUUGCUCCAGUUGCAGGUGCAGUUGCAAUUGCGAGUGCCAACAACAUACCGCGUCCACCGAAAUUCGAUCCGGUGCUCUACAAGACCAUCAACAGCAUUAGUUUGCGCAAACAGCGACCCAGUUUGAGCCAACAGCAGCAGCAACAUAUCGUGGAUGCCAAGAACCCGGCACUCCUCCACCACCACCUGCCACCGGAAUCGCGGCCGGAGACGGAGACGGUUACGGGCCCGGAUCCUGGCCAGCAACCGGAGUCGGAGCCUUUGCCAUUCAAAGCGAAAUUGGAGGCCAUAUUGCAGCGGGGUCCCUCGCACCGAACCCAACAACAUCCGGACUUGGUGCGUCGCCAUCGUCCGCAGUCCACUUACCUGGAGGCGGAGGAGGUGGAAAGCUGAGGGGGUCUCAUUCCAUAAACCAAACCCCCCUCCUGGUGAAACCAAAGAGGGUGCCAUUUUCCCCCCAGUUAAAAGUAGUCGAGUCCUGCAUGCGAAUCGGAAUGCAAAUGCAGCUUGCCUUGUACAUAGCCAGCAUAGCUGUAGUUACUAGUAGUCACUAGUUAGUUAGUAGGGAAUGCAAGCAAUUCUAGUUGAUAAGGACCAGGUGGAUUGUGAGGGAGAGAUAAUGGGAAGGAGACUUCUAGAGGGAUUGUUGAAAAGAAAUGGGAGAAGAUUUCAUUGAGAAGGAAAUUAAAUUAGUCACACAGGUUUAAAGUUUGCAGUUUAGCAAGAUGUUGAUAAAGAUAUAAUAUACAUAAUUUCAAAGUUUAAAUAAUAUAUAGUGAAACUUCUUAAAAAGCAAUUAAAACUGUGGACUGAAACAUCAUCAUAAAUCACUUGAAAAUCUCUUUUUCAACCCCAAAACUUUACAGCAAUAAAUUUACAGAAACUAAACACAUAAUGACUUGAUAGGAUUUGAGUGGAUUUUACAAAAAUGGGUCAAAACUAUACUAGAAACUCUACCUAAUUAUUUAUAAUUACUUCCCCAAACCCCCCCACAAUCCACCUUUAAUUAAUGUGCAUGCUUAGCUAACUCAAAGCUAGUCGGAAAAGUAUUUAAUAAAACGGUAUUAUAGUCGUCAAAACUAAGUGCUUAAGAUACCUCCUGAUAAA
Messenger RNA from Drosophila kikkawai, 4413 nucleotides. NCBI's taxonomy places the organism in Eukaryota, Metazoa, Arthropoda, Insecta, Diptera, Drosophilidae. The record is from RefSeq and is a predicted model, not a curated record.